Colletotrichum aenigma is the source of this 2202-nucleotide messenger RNA. RefSeq names its product putative flavin-containing monooxygenase 1 (gene FMO1). The record is from RefSeq and is a predicted model, not a curated record. Bases 1 to 2202 code for a protein of 733 amino acids. Gene Ontology annotation, molecular function: NADP binding; flavin adenine dinucleotide binding; N,N-dimethylaniline monooxygenase activity. The transcript is spliced from 3 exons. Lineage: Eukaryota; Fungi; Ascomycota; Sordariomycetes; Glomerellales; Glomerellaceae.
AUGGCCAAGCGCGUGUGCAUCGUCGGCGCCGGCCCCUCCGGCCUCGUCGCCGCAAAGACGCUCCUCCACAACACCCCCGCCGGCGCCUUCACCGUCACAAUCUACGACGCCCAGUCUCGCAUCGGCGGUCUCUGGCCCACCCGCCGCGAUGACGCCUCCGGCCUCGUCCACCCGCUCAUGGUCGCCAACCAGAGCCGCCACACCGUCCAGUUCAGCGACCUCGCCUGGAACCCUGAUGAGCCCGAGUUCCCCCGCGCCUGGCAGAUCGGCCGCUACCUCGAGCGCUACCUGGACCGCUACAAGGGCGCCGACGUGAAGCUCGGCCACCACGUUGUGAAGACGGAUCUCGCUGGCGACGGCACGUGGACCGUCACCGUCAAGUCCGACGCCGGCAAAGAGGAGACCAGCGUGUUCGACUACCUGCUCGUCAGCUCCGGCUUCUUUGGCAAGCCCAUUGUUCCGGACGUUGCGGGUGAGACGGAUGUUCCCGUCAUCCACAGCAGCAAGUACCGCGACUUGAAGUCUCUCUUCCCCGAUGGAGUCAAAGACGGCGGCAAGAUCUUGGUUGUCGGGGGGCAGAUGUCCGGCGUCGAGAUCUCCGGCACCAUCGCGACUCAUCUCUCCGCCGCCGUGAACGCACCCGAUCCGGUCCCAGUUCCGAACGCAGACAAGCUUUCGGUUCAUCACCUCGUCCAGCGGCCCACCUGGGUCUUCCCGCUGUACACGACUCCCAAGCCCGGCUCUCCAGCAGCCCCCUUCCUCCCCCUGGACUUCCCCUCUUACAACCUCAACAACCGCCCUCAUCCCCUCCAAAACAGCCAAGGCCACAUCACCCCCGAGGCCGCAAAGACAACCCACACAAUCUACACCACCUCCCUCGGUCAGGACCAGUCCUCUUUCUCCCCCUCCGUCGCCGUCACGCCCUCCCACCACUCCGAGCCAGCCUACCUCGCCGUCUCAGAAAACUACAUGGAGUUCGUCCGCUCCGGUCUCAUCACAGUCUCCAACGGCAAACUCACCUCCCUCGCCAACACCACCGCCACAACCACAACCUCCCCCAUCGAGAACAUCGCCGCCGUCAUCCUCGCAACCGGCUUCGACCCCUCCCCCUGCCUCUCCUUCCUCCCCGCCCCCGUCCUCGAGACCCUUAAACACUCCCCCGACCAUCCCUCCCUCCCCCUCGCCCUCUCUUUUCACGGCACCCACCUCAAAGACCUGCCCACCCUCGGCUUCGUCGGCUUCUACCGCUCCCCCUACUGGGGCGUGAUGGAAAUGCAAGCCCGUCUCCUCGCCGCCCUCUGGACCUCCUCCCCCGCCCCUCCCGCGCUCUCAAACGCCCUGCUCGAUGACGCCUCCGACUGGCGCACAGUCUCUCUCCGCGACGACCCCCGCUGCUCCCAGUUCCCCAUGGGCGACUACGCCUACCUCAUGCAGGAAUUCGCCGCCGCCCUCUCCAUCCCCAUCUCCCCGGCCCCGACCCCGGCGACCCCUGAGCUGCCGCAUAACAAUAAGCCAAUGGAUAUCCUCACCCCCGCGCGCUACCUCUCCCCGCUCGCCUCCCCCGACGCCGAGGCCGAAGCCGCCGCCUCGCUGGCGCAGACCCACGCCACCGCCGUCGCGGGGCUGACCACCCCGCGCUUCGUCGCCAAGGCCGUCUUCCGCAGUCUGCUGGGCACAUGGUCCCUCGAGCGCUCCCUCACAAGCCGUCUGGCGACGCAUCCCAGCGGUCACUUCAGCGGCACCGCGCGGUUCCUGCUGCGCGAUAAGACUGCCGACGGGCUCAAGUGCGUGUCGGGCUCUGCUCCAGGAGAGGAUCCUCAGGAUGAAGGGUUGGCGACGGAGUACCUCUACAUCGAAGACGGAGAGUUCCGCGCCGAUAACGGGCUGGUGUUCAGGGCUACGCGGCGGUACAUAUGGCGUCAUGAUGAGAAGAAGGACUGCAUCAGCGUGUGGUUCGUCAAGACGGAUGAUGCGAAGAGGGCGGAUUACCUCUUCCACGAGAUUGAGUUCUUGCCGCCGAAGGGAGAAGAUGCCAGGGCAUGGAAGGCGCAGGCUGGGCAUCUUUGCAUUGAUGAUUUCUAUAAUGUGAAGUAUGACUUCACGUUCCAGAGUGUGAAUUUGAAGGAGUGGAAUAUUGGAUAUACGGUGAACGGGCCGAAGAAGGAUUACACGAUAGCUGGGGUGUAUAGACGACAGACAUAG